This is a messenger RNA of Pecten maximus, 1780 nucleotides long. RefSeq names its product COP9 signalosome complex subunit 4-like. NCBI's taxonomy places the organism in Eukaryota, Metazoa, Mollusca, Bivalvia, Pectinida, Pectinidae. Bases 36 to 1265 code for a protein of 409 amino acids. The record is from RefSeq and is a predicted model, not a curated record. The transcript has 11 exons. Gene Ontology annotation, cellular component: cytosol; COP9 signalosome.
CAACCAAUUAUAUUGCCGAAUGUUCAUGCUGCAAAAUGGCGACUUCCAUUCGUCAACAACUUUCGCAGCUUGCAAGCCUUUCACAUUCAGGGGGAUCUCACAAAGAAGUCACAGAAAAAUACAGAGGGAUAUUGGAAACAAUAUUAAAAACAGGUGGCAGUGACCUAGUGCCAUGCCUUCAGGCAUUUGUGGAGGCUUUGGUCAAUGAGAAUGUCAGUCUGGUGAUCUCGCGACAGCUGCUGUCCGACUUCUGUAGUCACUUGUCCAAGCUGAGUGACCCUCUGGCCAAACAAGUGGCCCACUUCACACUAGAGAAGGUCCACACUCGAGUUAUCUCAUUUGAGGAACAGGUGGCAGCCAUACGUCAACACCUGGCAGACAUCUAUGAAAGGGAAUUGUCUUGGCGAGAAGCUGCCAAUGUGUUGGUAGGAAUUCCCCUAGAGACAGGACAAAAGCAGUAUGCUACAGACUACAAGCUAGAAACGUACCUAAAGAUAGCCAGACUCUAUCUGGAGGAUGAGGAUCCGGUUCAGGCAGAAGCUUACAUCAAUAGAGCAUCACUACUACAGGCAGAUACCCGCAAUGAGGAGCUUCAGAUACACUACAAGGCCUGUUAUGCCCGUGUGCUGGACUACCGCAGAAAGUUCAUUGAAGCAGCUCAGAGAUACAAUGAGCUGUCAUUUCGUACCCUGAUAGCCGAGGAAGAGAGACUCACCUCACUGAAAAAUGCUCUCAUCUGUACCAUUCUAGCAUCAGCCGGACAACAGAGAUCUAGAAUGUUAGCUACGCUUUUUAAAGAUGAGCGAUGCCAACAGCUACCAGCAUACCACAUACUAGAAAAAAUGUACUUGGACAGAAUAAUCCGCAGCAGUGAUUUACAGGAAUUUGCAUCAUAUUUACAGUCUCACCAGAAAGCUGUUACUUCAGAUGGAUCUACAAUUCUAGACCGAGCGGUUAUCGAGCACAACCUUCUCUCAGCCAGUAAACUUUACAAUAAUAUAUCUUUUGAUGAACUUGGAUCCCUUUUAGAAAUUCCAUCAACAAAGGCAGAAAAGAUUGCUUCCCAGAUGAUAACGGAAGAGAGAAUGAAUGGAUGUAUAGAUCAAAUUGACUCCAUUGUACAUUUUGAAGAUCGUGAGGCGUUACCCACAUGGGAUAAACAGAUUCAGAGCCUCUGUUUCCAAGUCAACCAGAUCAUCGAGAAAAUCGACCAAACGGCACCCGACUGGAUGGUCAAGUUUAUGGAGACGCAAAUGGCCCAGUAACCAUAGCAACGAUCAGCCAAAGGAUUUAGACGCUUUGUUCUGUGGAAAUUUAAAUAUCUGUGAAAUCACAACAAGAACGCAUGUGUUUAUAUUGUCGUUGAUAUGGACGAUGGAAAUUGUGUAAAGACUGCAAUUUUACAAAAGGAUUAAUUUCUUGAGGUUCCUGUAUCUUCACAGAAUAUUGGUUUCUUACGAUAACAGGAAAUACCAUAAUUCUACUGUAAACGUAUGUGAUAGAAUGCUUCAGAUCAAUAGUGCUAUUUAUAAAGACAGCUUAAAAGUUCAUAUAAACAUGUUGCUAUCCUCUUGUGAAGAAUGAACAAUGGACAAGGAAUGUGUAUGGACGUUUUGGAAUUCCGGGGAAUUUUUCCGGAAAGUGCUCAUAAUGUGUUUUACACAUUAUUAAUAGGAAGAUUCGGUUUAAAUAGUACAUGUAUUGUGUAUGCUUGGGUGUGUGAAUAGAAAUAUUCCUCAGUGUAGCUACUAUAUUAAACAAGAAUCUAAUUGAAUUUAAA